AUGUCCCAAGAAGCCAGGAACCACAUAGUCCGAGAGAUACAGGAGACUCAGAGACUCAGGAUCCAGAGCCCCAGACCCCCAGGAGACCCAGAGGCCCAGGAGCCUCUUAGCUCCAGUAUUCCAAAACACAGGAGCCCUAGAGCCCCGGAGUACAGAGCCCCAGAGCCCCAGGAGACCAACAUCCCCGGGAGCCCUAAGGCUCCAAAGCCCCGGAGCCGCAGGAACCCCUUAGCCCCAGAGCUCCAGGAGCUCCAGAGACCCAGGAUCCCUCAGGCGCCAGAGUCCCUGAACCCCUGGACCCGAGGAAAUCUGGAGAUCCAGAGAUCUAGGGACCUAGGAGCCCCAGUGCGCCAGGGUUUCCAGAGCCCCAGAGGCCCAGUAGCUCCAGAGGUCAGAACCCGGAUUAACAGGAUCCCCAAGACCCCAGAGUCCCAGCGCAUUAAUGUCCCAAGAGCUCCCGGAGACCCCAAAUCCGAGAGCCCCAGGAGAUUUAGAGUCCCUAAAGCGCUAGGAGCUCCCGAACCACACAAAGCCCCAGAGCCGUGGGAGCCUCAGAACCUCAGCAACCUCGAGUACCCAAGUCCAGAGUUCCAGAGCCACAGCAGUGCCAGAGCCCCAGGAGCCCCAGAAACCAGGGUCCUAGAGUCCCUGGAACACCAAAGCUCCAGAACGCCGGAUCCCCAGAACCUCAGGAUCCCUGGAGUCACAAGGAAAGCAGGAGUGUUAGAGCCCCAGAGCCCCUUAGCCGCAGAACCUCAGGAGCCACAAGGUCCCAGAGAUUUCGAGACCCCCAGGAUCACUAAGACUACAGAGCCUAAGAGCCCCAGAUUCCUGAGCCCCAGAACAACAAGAGCUACAGAGCCCCAGGAACCCCAGGUUGUCAAAGCCCUAGCGCCCCAGGAUGCCCAGAGUCCCAACAGGGUGAAAGUCCCAGAGCCCCUGAUCCCUAGAAUCCAGCAUCCUUGGAGGACAAAGCACCCCAGGAGCCCAAAGAACCCCAGAGUCUCGGUAGCCCAAAGUCCCCAGAGCCUCAGAGCCCAGAAGACCCAGAGAACAAGAGCGUCAGAAGGCCCAGAGCCCCAGGAACCCCAGGAACCCCAAGACCUCAGAGGCCUAGAGCCUCGGGAGUGCCAGAGCCCAGAACACCAGACCCUCAAAGUCCCAGAGAUCCAGAUCCCCAGAGCUCCAGGAAUUCUGGAGUCCCAAUAA
Tachyglossus aculeatus (Australian echidna) is the source of this 1209-nucleotide messenger RNA. RefSeq names its product protein PELPK1-like. The record is from RefSeq and is a predicted model, not a curated record. The transcript has 5 exons. The coding region runs from base 1 to 1209 and encodes 402 amino acids. Lineage: Eukaryota; Metazoa; Chordata; Mammalia; Monotremata; Tachyglossidae.